AUGAUGGGCUCCGUGCUCCCGGCUGAGGCCCUGGUGCUCAAGACAGGGCUGAAGGCGCCGGGACUGGCGCUGGCCGAGGUCAUCACCUCCGACAUCCUGCACAGCUUCCUGUACGGCCGCUGGCGCAACGUGCUCGGGGAGCAGCUCUUCGAGGACAAGAGCCACCACGCCAGCCCCAAGACGGCCUUCACCGCCGAGGUGCUGGCACAGUCCUUCUCCGGCGAAGUGCAGAAGCUGUCCAGCCUGGUGCUGCCGGCGGAGGUGAUCAUCGCUCAGAGCUCCAUCCCUGGCGAGGGCCUCGGCAUCUUCUCCAAGACGUGGAUCAAGGCGGGCACCGAGAUGGGCCCCUUCACCGGCCGCGUGAUCGCCCCGGAGCACGUGGACAUCUGCAAGAACAACAACCUCAUGUGGGAGGUGUUCAAUGAGGAUGGCACGGUGCGCUACUUCAUAGAUGCCAGCCAAGAGGACCACCGGAGCUGGAUGACCUACAUCAAGUGUGCACGUAACGAGCAAGAGCAAAACCUAGAGGUGGUCCAGAUCGGCACCAGCAUCUUCUACAAGGCCAUUGAGAUGAUCCCACCCGACCAGGAACUGCUGGUGUGGUACGGAAACUCACAUAACACCUUCCUGGGGAUCCCUGGUGUGCCUGGGCUAGAGGAGGACCAGAAAAAGAACAAGCAUGAGGACUUCCACCCGGCGGACUCGGCGGCGGGCCCCGCGGGCCGCAUGCGCUGCGUCAUCUGCCACCGCGGCUUCAACUCGCGCAGCAACUUGCGCUCGCACAUGCGCAUCCACACGCUGGACAAGCCCUUCGUGUGUCGCUUCUGCAACCGCCGCUUCAGCCAGUCGUCCACGCUGCGCAACCAUGUGCGCCUGCAUACGGGCGAGCGCCCCUACAAGUGCCAGGUGUGCCAGAGUGCCUACUCGCAGCUGGCCGGCCUGCGCGCCCACCAGAAGAGCGCGCGCCACCGGCCGCCCAGCGCCGCGCUGCAGGCACAUUCGCCCGCGCUGCCCGCUCCGCACGCGCACGCGCCCGCUCUCGCCGCCGCAGCCGCCGCCGCCGCCGCGCACCACCUGCCGGCCAUGGUGCUGUGAGCGCGCCCGCGCCCUCGCCCGGCCCCGCGCGCUCCCGGGCCCUCGGCAACCAGGCCCCGCAGCGCGACUCGCCCUCCCGCCCCGACCCCCGGCCCGGCGCCCCCGCGGAGCCCCGCGCGCUGGGGGUGCGCCCCGGAGACGUACCCCAGGCACCCCCGCCUCGGCUCGUGUCGCAGAUGAGGACACUGAGGGCGGCGUCCCUCACCCAGGUCACGCAGAUGGUGCGGCUACUCGGCCGCUUCCUCUGGGAGGGGGUCCCCCAGCCUGGCCUAGCCCCCGAAUCUCCCUCCUGUUGUAGAACCGGGCGUCCAGACCGGCAUCCCCCUCGUGGGUGCCAAGAAAGCGAAAUUUAGCGCCCCGAGGACCCCUCAGCAGAGGAAGGGGAGUCCCCACCUCCGCCACCGAGAGUCCUGUGCUUCGGAAUGAAGGGAGGGCGACCUCCUUGUCCGGGUGCGGCCGGGCGCGGGACUUGUGGGGGCGCCACCUCCUCUUCCGGCCCCUGGGACUGGUGUCCUGAAGUGUUGGGAGUCUUUACGCAACCUUGACAGGUGCGGGCUACUGGGGUCCAUCGGCAGCCGGAAGAGACCCAGAGAGACCUGCAUCUUUGCAGUGCACCAGGCACGUUGAAAGUGGAGGCACAACGGAAAUCCUCUGUAGGACCCCAAGCAAGACCCUGCACCUCUCUGGGCCUCAGUUUCCCCAUCUGUAAAAUGCGGGAGUUGGACCAAUGCCCCCUCCCCUUCAGCUGUGACAUCAUGCCUUGGAAGGCGAAAGUUCCCCCCAACCCCUUCCAACACACACACCCCAGCGAGAGGAGGGCAAGACUGGAACUGCUGCCCGGGAGGUUAAGGUGGCUUCUGUGGCCAGGAGGCACUUCCGAGCUGUGCCCAGUCCCAGGAGUUCCGCCCUGUCUGCCCACACUUCCCUCGGUCCCUACCCGUUUCCUCAAAUUCUGGCCGUGCGCGCCCUCUGGUGUCGCCUCUCACACUUUGCAGUCAUUUACCAGGAUUCCCGUGGGGCGUUUUGUAAAAUAAACUAUAAUAUUAAUGAAAAGUAUAAAAUGUAUAGAGUUUUCAAGACACUGUGUUCUACUUCCAGAAAAUGGUCACUUUAACCUUGUAAAUAUUUAUCUAAAAUGAUAUUUACAAAACUGUGAUAUAUUAUUAUUUGAUUGUAUAUGUACAACUGUAAAUACAUUUGUACCUCUCUUGUAUUCUAAAAUAAAAAUUACUUGGAACAUUUAUCAUUUAGCAUCUGAA
This is a messenger RNA of Chlorocebus sabaeus (green monkey), 2354 nucleotides long. It is a transcript of the gene PRDM12, whose product is annotated as PR/SET domain 12. Gene Ontology annotation, cellular component: nucleus. Lineage: Eukaryota; Metazoa; Chordata; Mammalia; Primates; Cercopithecidae. Gene Ontology annotation, molecular function: histone methyltransferase binding. The record is from RefSeq and is a predicted model, not a curated record. Gene Ontology annotation, biological process: neurogenesis; regulation of gene expression.